CAGACAGCAAAGAGUGCCGCAGUUAUCUAGGAAUCUGAGCCAAAGCAACCUCACUAACAGACAGAGAGCAGGAGAAAGAGGAACACCAGGAUUGAGAUGAACUGAGGAGGGUAAAAAAGAAAGAAGAAGAAGAAGAAGAGGAGGAUGAAAGAAGAACAAAGAGUUAGAAAACAAGACAAACAAGGACAAGAGUAGAAAUAUCUAAACAGAAAACAGACAGGUUAGCAAACACUUUCCACCUGAAGAGGCAGUUAUUGAGGUAUAAAGGGAAAUUACGUAAAAACAACAACUCAGAGCUCGGAGGAAGGAGGAUUUCGUACCACUGCUCAAGAGUUUCAGGCAAAGGUCAGGACAAGCUUGCAUUUCUGCAUUUUCCCAUGAUUCUAUUCGGUUCUCUCGGUUUGCUCCCUCUGCUGUCACUGUAUGUGGGAGCGCUGCUGUCCUCAGAUGCAUCUCCAGCCUGCUCACACCCUCCCUGCAGGGACAACCUGGUGGCUUCACCCAUGCAGUCUGGCAUGGGAGCAGGAGUGGGCAAAGUGGCCUGUGAGGGUCAAACCGGGACAACAGCCUGCAGGAAGGGGGUCUCACUCCCAGUGAUCUCAGAAGUUCCUCGAAAGGUGGAGCACAGGCACGAUUUCCCCCAGGUUCAGGCUAAGACUGGAGGCGUUAAAGAGCGUCUUGUUCAGCUGCAGCGCUGCAUGCGCUCUCUCCAGGAAACAGGGGGCCCUUUAAGUCAAGGGGGCCAGGAGAGCAACUCUCUAGGGGCCAUCCUGGCACUAAUGGCAGCUGUACUGACAGAGUGUGACCUCCACUGUCACAGCCAGGCCCUUGGGGCGAUGGCCAAACGACUGGAAAGUGCAGCCGUGGGAAGAGAGGGGGAAAAAGACCUGCUGCUUUUCCUCAAGAGCAUCACACAAUACCCACCCACAGUUUCCCCCUUGGAGAGGUUACAUCCUCAGGACUGUGCAGAGAUUUACAAGAUCGGGAUCAAAGAGAACGGCAUCUACACCAUCCAGCCUGACCCGCACAGGCCGGCAUUGGAGGCUAAAUGUGACAUGGAGACGGCGGGUGGUGGGUGGACAGUGAUCCAGAAUCGGCAGGAUGGCUCACUUGACUUCAACGGGACAUGGCAGGAAUACCGGGAGGGCUUUGGCAGUCCGCAGGGAGAGCACUGGCUUGGGAACGCCGCGCUGCAUGCUCUCACCGCCACUGGCCAACACCAACUCCGCAUUGAGCUGGAGGACUGGCACCAGCAGAAGCGUCAUGCUACCUACAACAACUUCAAAGUGGCCUCAGAGGCACAGAGAUACCGUCUAACAGCACGGGAAUACUCUGGCGAUGCAGGCAACGCACUGAGCUACAGUAAACGUUACAACCACGAUGGCAGAUCCUUCAGCACCACUGACCGAGACCACGACCGCUAUGCAGCUGGGAACUGUGGUCAGUACUACGGUGCAGGCUGGUGGUUUGAUGCCUGCCUGGCAGCAAACCUGAAUGGACGGUAUUACCGUGGGCGGUACAGUGGGGUGACCAACGGUAUCUACUGGGGUACGUGGUACAUCCUGACAGAUGGACAAACUGGAGAACGCUACUCCUUCAAGAGGGUGGAGAUGAAGACAAGACCCAGGAAUUUCCUCGGAACAUCCUAAAGAUAAUGACGACAACUCUCAUGGGAACAUGUGCUAUAGUACAAUGAUAAUCAUGUCAGCCACAGUUUUGCAUUGGCUUUCUGUGUGGACGUCACUCUACUUAGAGCAGCUUUCAUGUCACUUAUCACUUAAAUGCAGAUGGCAGCUAAUAGAAAUAAAUAUACAAAUUCACUAGCACUCCAUAUUACAAUAUUGUUUUGUUUAUUUAAGGGGCUUCUCUCUUUAAAACACAUGUAUACUGUUACUCCACAACAGUGAAACAAAGACACAUUGGAAAAAAUACUUUGAUUAAUCACUGGGGUUGGUUUGGUGCGGCACGUCUCUGCAUGCAGUCAUCGUUUACACAUAAUGGAUGGUUUUA
Larimichthys crocea (large yellow croaker) is the source of this 2010-nucleotide messenger RNA. RefSeq names its product fibroleukin. The record is from RefSeq and is a predicted model, not a curated record. Lineage: Eukaryota; Metazoa; Chordata; Actinopteri; Sciaenidae. The transcript has 6 exons. Gene Ontology annotation, cellular component: fibrinogen complex. Gene Ontology annotation, biological process: platelet aggregation; fibrinolysis; blood coagulation. Gene Ontology annotation, molecular function: protein-macromolecule adaptor activity; extracellular matrix structural constituent. The coding region runs from base 378 to 1649 and encodes 423 amino acids.